Symbiodinium natans is the source of this 462-nucleotide messenger RNA. Lineage: Eukaryota; Dinophyceae; Suessiales; Symbiodiniaceae. The record is from the annotation of a GenBank genome assembly.
AUGGAAGCUGGCUUGCCGGAGGCCACCCUCAUGCUCCUGGCCACUGGUGAGCCAGCGGCUGCCAGCCGUGCGAAAGCCGGGUCCCAGCAGCUUGGUGAGACCUUGGCGGAGGCGGAGAAGAGAGAGCUGAGGGCCCGCAAGGGAGCGAUCAGCGCCGAGGCGGACAGCAGCUGGCAGGCUUGGCGCUCGCUGCAUCCGCGCAUGGACGCCUCCUUGGAAGGCAACAAGGACGUGGAUGUGGAGGUGCUCCGGGUGGAGGACCUGGACGAUCCGUUCUACACAUUCACUCUUCCGGCUCAGCCCGAGGAGUGGCACAAGCCUGACAAGCGAUGGAAGAUCGGUGGCCUCAUCUUCGGCCCUACUAGCGAUGGCCGGUCGGGAGGUGCCUUCGGCCGGUUCCAGUCCAUGAAGACUUGGAUGAAGCGGGGCCGCCAGGGCCACAGCGCAGGGCGGCCGGCCUGA